UAUUCGGUUCUUGUCGUUUAGCGAAAGAAUGGACGAGGCAGCCUCGGCCACGAAGGCACUCGGGCUGGAUGAACCGCCCAUCGGCGGGUCGCCGGUGGAGGGAGUGGGCUCGGAUACGGAAUCGGAGGCCGAAGCCGCUCCGAUGUCUGUUAUAGCGGAACCGCCAAACAUCGACAUGAGAGCCGAGCCGAACCCGGACGAGGCCGAGGCGGCUUUCGCAGAGGUGACGUCAGUGACUGUGAGAGAUGUGCAAGCUGCAGAGGACAAUGUUUUCACCACCACCGUUGCCACAUCAGGAAGCCUUCCUGAGCACGUGCUGAGUGGCAGAACCACUCUCCAGCUGGGUGAAGGUCUCAGUGCCCAGAAGGCCACUCUGAUCGUGGUUCACACAGACGGCAGCAUAGUGGAAGCAGCAGGCCUUAAAUCUGCCGCCACAAUCACAUCAGGCCCACAGAAUCCCUCGACGCCUCUGACUCCGCUGCAGGACAAAGAUUCUUGCUCCAAAUACAACUGGGACCCAUCGGUGUAUAACAACGAGCUGCCAGUCCGCUGCAGGAACACAAGCGGAGUCCUCUACAAGAAUCGACUGGGCUCAGGGGGUAAAGGUCGCUGUAUCAAACACAAUCAGCAGUGGGUUACACCAACAGAGUUCGAAGCUUUAUCAGGAAGAGCGAGCAGCAAAGACUGGAAAAGGAGCAUCAGAUAUGCUGGCAGACCUCUGCUCUGCCUUAUUCAGGAGCAGAUCUUGAACCCUCAUGCUGCUUCCUGUACCUGUGCAGCCUGCUGUGAUGACCUGACACAUUCACCAAAGGAUGGGGAGUCUCUGACACCAGAAAGUGUCACCAUGACAGGCCCUGUGCGCCUCUUUGUCCCCUACAAGAGACGGAAGAAAGACAAUGAUCUUCCAGUGGGACCAGUCAAGAAGGAACUCAGCCCCCUAAAGAACAUCCAAUUGACUCCAGGAACCACAUUCACAGUGACCCCGUCGGGGCAGUUUGCUACCCCUUCCACAUUGACCUUUGACCGUGCACCAACAAGCGACGCUGCCUCCGCUACCAUCAUCUCAGAUGGAACGGCGCAGAAUGACGUCUUUGCCAACACCACAGUGCUUACCGCAUUGCCUGCGCUCGCCGUGGCUCCUCAACCCAUCCAAGCCAAAGUAGCGGUGGCCUCAGCGGCGUCCUCUCCAUCUGCAACCCUUGUUGCGGGACUGGAGGUGGCGCCUGUCGGGGGUGGAUGUCAGACGGCGGGCGAGGGAGAGAAGAACACCUGGGUUUACCUGGAGGAGAUGGCGAACACGCUGCUGAACAACGUGCAGCAGCUGAAGGCUCUGAUAGAACAGGCCAAAAGCUCUGCUGGAGAUACGGGAGGGAUCAAAGGUCAGGGAGGCCGAAAAGAGUGCAGCCUUAGUGCACCGUUUCAGAACCAGAUCUCGUUUCAUCAUGCGGAUGAUUCAGAGACCAAAAGGAACUCCGACCUCACAGAGAUCAUCAUGAACGAGAUGUGUGUGAACUGUGGUCGGGAGGCAAUAAGCGAGUGUACUGGCUGUCACAAAGUCAAUUAUUGCUCCACGUUCUGUCAGAGGAAGGACUGGAAGGAUCAUCAGCAUGUAUGCCUGCAAUCAUCGGGCGGCUUAGCUGUUCAAGAGGAGGAGCAAUUGCAGGCUAUGGACAUGGACAAAGUGAAAUGAGGUGGAUGAUGCAAGAAAGAAGUUUUUACUAUGGAUGAAAUACUCUAAAAUCACAUUUUUACUGUACAGCAGCCCCUAGUGUCUGUGAGAGGAACUACAUUUAAACAAAGUAGAAGAUUUAAGAUCAGCAGAUCACUAUAGUUUAGUGGCGCUCAGUAAUUAUACCAACAUGAUGAUGGUAUAGUUGGUAAGUUCAACUAUAAAUAUUUAUUUUUAGCAGCAGCUCUGCUAAAUAUAUCAUGAAGCAUCAGUCAAGGAUAUGUGAUUCUAGAUAUGGUAAGUUACUGUGACCUUGCUCUUAAAAGAUAAAAGCACUUAUCUUGUAUAAGAGUCAACCUCCGUGCCAGGUUAGUGUUUUGUGUUUUUUUUGCUUUCUGUUCUUAUUCCUAUAAUGUUUUUUAUAGUAUUAUGAUGAAAAAGUUUCAGUUUACGUCCUGUUUUUUUUUUUGUGCCAAUUUUCUAUGACAG
Molecule: messenger RNA, 2158 nt
Organism: Cyprinodon variegatus (sheepshead minnow)
Lineage: Eukaryota; Metazoa; Chordata; Actinopteri; Cyprinodontiformes; Cyprinodontidae
Gene: deaf1
Product: deformed epidermal autoregulatory factor 1 homolog
Exons: 13
Coding region: 29-1690 (553 amino acids)
Biological process (GO): regulation of transcription by RNA polymerase II
Cellular component (GO): nucleus
Molecular function (GO): DNA-binding transcription factor activity, RNA polymerase II-specific; DNA binding
Source: RefSeq, a predicted model, not a curated record